This is a messenger RNA of Salpingoeca rosetta, 2514 nucleotides long. RefSeq lists its product as uncharacterized. Gene Ontology annotation, cellular component: cytoplasm. Gene Ontology annotation, molecular function: GTPase activator activity. The coding region runs from base 1 to 2514 and encodes 837 amino acids. Lineage: Eukaryota; Choanoflagellata; Craspedida; Salpingoecidae. The transcript is spliced from 29 exons. Gene Ontology annotation, biological process: activation of GTPase activity; regulation of small GTPase mediated signal transduction. The record is from RefSeq and is a predicted model, not a curated record.
AUGUCAUCAUCGGAGGACCUGAGGGGGUCCACCCUCUCCCUCUCCAGUACGCGAUCCACACCGCCCAUGUCUCCGUCCAUCCGACGCCGCCACAACCCAUCACUGCUUGACGCGGCGAUUGGCGGCUUCCGGUGUGAGGACGGCGGCGAUACAGACCUUUCCGCCGACAGAUCAGCGUUUAUGCGAAACGUGCUGUUGGAAAACCCCGAGGUUGAGACGCGGUGGUACUUUCGCUACUUCCUUGGGCAGGCGCACAGCAACUACGCUGCCACGCUUGAGUCUGACAAGGCCAGGGAGCAAGUCAUCCUGUCUGUCCUCUCCCCACACGAGGAGGACGACUACACACGUGCAAUCCUCUGGAGAAAAACGGGCUCCGAGUACCUGUCCAUCCGCGUGUCUGCGAUGACAAAGGCCGGGAAAGGGUUGGACCUGAAGCGUGUCAUAUUGGCCUUUGGUCGCGGUCAGCCGGGCAAGAACAUCAUCUACCUCGAUGACCCUGAGGUGCAGAAGAAGUUGUUGACGUUGGAGGAGCAGGAGGGCGCGGUCAAUUUCAAGAUUGGCAUUCUGUAUGCAAAGCCUGGCCAGACCACAGAUGAUGAAAUGUUCAGCAACGAAACGGGCUCGGAUGAGUUUAUCAAGUUCUAUGAGGCAAUGGGCAACAAGGUUGAGCUGCAGAACUGGACUGGAUUCCGAGGAGGACUCGAUGUCAAGACCGGGUCUACCGGACAAGAGAGCAUACACACGGUCGAGUUUGGCAAAGAGGUCAUGUUUCACGUCUCAACGCUUCUUCCAUACUCAAAGGAAAACCCACAGCAGCUUGAGCGAAAGCGCCAUCUUGGCAAUGACAUCUGUAACAUUGUCUUCCAAGAGGACGCGUCCACACCGUUCAAGCCGGAACUGAUCAAGUCCAAGUUCAAUCACAUCUUCGCUGUCGUCUCGCUGCUGCCAGACCACAGAUACAGUCUCAAGGUGUACACGAAGGCGAAUGUGCCGGAAUACGGCCCCGCACUGCCAAAUCCAGCCGUGUUUUCAGACAUGAAGGAGCUCAGGAAGUUUCUGCUGGUCAAACUGAUGAACGGAGAGAAGGCGGCACUGGCGUCACCAACGGCGUCGUUCGCCACCAAGAAGGAGCGCACCCUUGAAGCUCUUAUCUCAGAUAUCAUCGAUCCACAAGCAACAUCGACGUCACUGCGAACGCCGUCGCGCACGAGCAAGAAAUCGUCCCGCUUCUCCAAGCACGUCUCCAGCUCAACCCACCUCGAUGAACUCAGGCUCGCCGGCCAGGCCAUCAAAGUAGACAAAAUCAGGGCUGGCGUCGCUCCCACCAGCACGCUCUCACUCUCCGACGACACAUCCGCUGGCGAGCCGUGGGAGGCCGUGUUCAUCACGCGCUCGUUCACAGAGCCGGUCAUGUGCGGUGAUCAGUGGAACAGCAAUCUUGUCGUCGGCACACUCACGGGCGUGAAGCUCAUCUCAGUUGAGAAACACACUGCGGGGAAGUUGGAUGUGAAGCCGCUGAUUGACGCGUCACUGUCCCCACGGCAGCUCGUUGUGGAUGAGAAGGCAAACAUGAUGUUUAUCCGGACAUCCAAGGAGGCUGGUGUGGACUUGAAAGGGACACAGAAGCGCGGCAAGGGCGGGUCGCUUUACAUCGUCCCGCUGGACCUGUUUUACACGGACAAGUUGCCCCUGGACAAGAAGGCGCUGAAGAAACAUCAGCUGACGGCCGUGAAAGGACUGCACAUUUUCGCUGUCAACCAGGGAACAUCCACAACAGCAUCGCUCCUCAAGCAGACGUGCAAGCUUGCUGUUGGCAUCGGCAAGAAGUUGCGAACGUACUGCUACGCGACCGUGGGCAUUGGCAUCGGCGGGCAGUGGAAGCCGCUGGAGGAGUACACAUGUCCGGACUACAUUGACUGUCUCACCAUUGGCCGUGGCUCGCCAGGAUCAGUGGGGCAGAUUUGCGUUGGCCUCAAAUCUGGAGACUUUCAACUCAUCGACCUGCAAACAUCAGAGGUGAAGGUGCUGCUGAGCGGCACAUCGGUUCCCGGUGGAAUCAGCGCGUAUGUGUGCAGGGAAAUUGUGGAGGGCGAAAACGACGACAUUAUGGAGUUUAUGAUCGGCUACAACGCGGUGACGGAGUUCAUCUCUGCCGCUGGCGAGAAGACGCGGCCGUUCACCAUCAGCUGGCGCAGCCGACCAACGGAGCUCGCGUACGUGUACCCCUAUUUGCUCGCGUUCACGUCGUCGGCCAUUCAAGUUUCCACGCUCAUCAACGGCAACCUCGUCAAGACGCUGCCGAUGCACCACCCGCGCAUGCUGACGUGCAAACAGGACAUUUUCUUCACGGCGCUGACAGACCCUAGCGACGUCGAGACCACAUCCAUUGUCCGCAUCUCACGGAACAACUUGUCUGGUCGCCCGGGAACACCCGACGCAUCGGAGCGGCUGCCGAAGCACAAGCAGUUGCAUGAUGACGGUCAUAGCAAUCGUGAUGGUGAUGACAAUGAUUGA